AUGGAUGAUGUGAUUCAGACUUUGCAUGAGAUAGGGAACAUUAUGGGUAGGCAAGCUCAGGAAAGAGUCGCCGCCAUGGCCCAGGCUGCUGAGGCUGCAGCCGCCGCUGCUGUAAAUGAGAAUAAUGCCAAUCAGGGACAGGCUCAAAUGGCGGUAAACAGACAGAUGCAUCAGCUAGUAGAGCACUUUUUAAAGUUAAAGCCACCUAAGUUUACCGGGAAAGGUGACCCCGAAGCUGCACCAAGGUGGAUAGAGGAACUAGAAAAGGCGUUUGAGGUGUUGGGGUGCACCGAGCAGGAGAAGGUAACUCUGGCAGUGUACCAGAUGCAGGAAAUUGCGAAUGACUGGUGGAAGGCCACCAGAGGUCGAGUGUUUCCGGAAGGUGUCGCCCAGACUUGGGUAGGGUUCACUGAGAAUUUUUAUGGGAAAUACUUCUCGGAAAGUGCUAGGGAAAGGAAGAUAGCAGAAUUUAUGCGACUCCGCCAAGGUCAAAUGACUAUAGAUCAGUAUGAGGCGGAAUUCGCUAGAUUGUCCAAGUUUGCGCCAAGGAUGGUAGAACGUCCCGAGGAUAAGGCACGAAGGUUCCGGGAAGGGUUGAAGGCUGACUUUCGUACCCAGUUGAUACCGGCAAAUUUGAGAACCUAUGAGGACAUUUAUGAUAGAGCUCGGGCUCUUGAGGGGGACCAGGUCGACAGGGCAGCCGUAUCUGGAUCGCGGUUUACUCAGAAUAGGGACAAUCACCACUUUUUAAAGAGACCGAUGAUAGAAAAUAGGCGCUUCGUCCCACCCGCCAGAAGGAAUAUUGGAAAGCCAAACCCUCAACCGAAUCGAGUUGGGGCAUGUUUUAGAUGUGGGAGUUGGAGCAUCAAAUUAAAAGCUGUCCCCAGCAGCGCCCUUUAG
Messenger RNA from Syzygium oleosum, 900 nucleotides. RefSeq lists its product as uncharacterized. The coding region runs from base 1 to 900 and encodes 299 amino acids. The transcript has a single exon. The record is from RefSeq and is a predicted model, not a curated record. NCBI's taxonomy places the organism in Eukaryota, Viridiplantae, Streptophyta, Magnoliopsida, Myrtales, Myrtaceae.